Miniopterus natalensis is the source of this 1902-nucleotide messenger RNA. It is a transcript of the gene KLKB1, whose product is annotated as kallikrein B1. The record is from RefSeq and is a predicted model, not a curated record. Gene Ontology annotation, molecular function: serine-type endopeptidase activity; protein binding. Gene Ontology annotation, cellular component: extracellular region. Gene Ontology annotation, biological process: proteolysis. Lineage: Eukaryota; Metazoa; Chordata; Mammalia; Chiroptera; Miniopteridae.
AUGAUUUCAUUCAGGCAAGCAGCUUAUUUCAUGUGCUUGUUUGCUACAGUUUCCUGUGAAUGCCUAACUCAAACGUAUAAGAAUAUCUUCUUCAGAGGUGGGGACGUAACCGCCCUGUACGCCCCGAGCGCCCAGCACUGCCAGGCGAUGUGCACAUUUCACCCCCGGUGUUUGCUAUUUAGCUUUCUUCCUGCAAGUUCAACUAAGAACACGGACAAAAGGUUUGGUUGCUUCUUGAAAGACAGCGUUACAGGAACCCUGCCAAGAGUGCCAUGGACAAGCGCAAUCUCUGGACAUUCCUUAAAGCAGUGUGGCCUUCGAAUAAGUGCUUGCCACAGAGACAUUUAUGAAGGACUUGAUCUGAGAGGAGUCAACGUUAAUGUAUCCAAGGUUGAAAGUGUUGAAGAAUGCCAAAGGAGGUGCACCAAUAACAUUCACUGCAAAUUUUUCACCUAUGCCACGCAAGCGUUUCACAGUGCAGAGCACCGGAACAACUGCCUAUUGAAGUACAGUCCGACGGGCACGCCGACCAGUAUAAAGGUGCUGAAAAACAUGGCAUCUGGAUUCUCCCUGAAGGCCUGUGCCCUCUCAGAAAUUGGUUGCCACAUGAACAUGUUCCAACACACGGCAUUUUCGGAUGUGGAUGUUGCCAGAGUCAUCACUCCAGAUGCUUUUGUAUGUCGAACCAUUUGCACCUAUCACCCCAACUGUCUCUUCUUUACUUUCCAUACAAACGCCUGGGAUAUAGAAUCAGAGAGAAAUGUUUGUUUACUGAAGACUUCCAAAAGCGGGACACCAAGUUCUACCACCCCCCAGGAAAACACCUUGUCUGGAUAUAGCCUGUUAACCUGCAAACGAACUUUGCCUGAGCCCUGCCAUUCAAAAACUUACGCGGGAGUUGACUUUGGAGGGGAAGAACUGAAGGUGACCUUGGCUAAAGGAGUGAGCGGUUGCCAGGAGACCUGCACGAAGAUCAUCCGCUGUCAGUUUUUCACAUAUUCCUUACUCCCGGAGGACUGUCAAGGAGACCAGUGUAAGUGUUCCUUACGGCUAUCCUUGGAUGGUUCCCCCACGAGCAUUACAUACAGGACGCGAGCGAGCUCUGGCUAUUCUUUGAGGUUGUGCAGAAGGGGGGAUAUCUCUGUGUGCGGGAAGAAAUCAAAUGCACGCAUUGUUGGAGGAACCAAUUCUUCUUGGGGAGAGUGGCCCUGGCAGGUCACCCUUCAAGUGAAGUUGACAGGACAGAGCCACGUGUGUGGAGGCUCUAUCAUUGGCAACCGCUGGAUCCUCACUGCUGCCCAUUGCUUUGAUGGGCUCUCCUUUUCAGAUAUGUGGCGCGUAUAUGGUGGCAUUUUAAAUUUGUCAGAGAUAACAAAAGAAACACCUUUCUCACGAGUAAAAGAGAUUAUUAUCCACCAAAAUUAUAAUAUCUCAGAAAACAGUAAUGACAUUGCCUUGAUAAAGCUUGAGGCUCCUUUGAAUUAUACGGAAUUCCAAAAACCAAUAUGCCUUCCUUCCAAAGAUGAUACAAAUAUAAUUUACACCAACUGCUGGAUAACUGGAUGGGGCUUCACAAAGGAAAGAGGCGAAGUCCAAAAUAUCCUACAAAAGACAAAUAUUCCCUUGGUAACAAAUGAAGAAUGCCAGAAAAGAUAUAGAGAUUAUAAAAUAACCAAACAGAUGAUCUGUGCUGGCUACAAAGAAGGGGGAAAAGAUGCUUGUAAGGGAGAUUCAGGCGGUCCUUUAGUUUGCAAACACGACGGAACGUGGCUUUUGGUGGGGAUCACCAGCUGGGGCGAAGGCUGUGGCCGCAGGGAACACCCGGGCGUCUACACCAAAGUUGCUGAGUACGUGGACUGGAUUUUGGACAAAGCGGGGAGGGCGGCGGGCAGCCCGCGGUGA